AUGGCGGCGCCGUCCAGAGGCUGUGAUCCGCGUCCCUCGUUGGAUCCAGGCAUAUUUUUUCCCGAAGGCAGCCGACCCCCGCAGCCGCUUUACGGCCACGGCUUUCUGCUGCACGGCGCCCGGGCAGUGGGGAAGACGUCUCUUGCCUUCCAGGCAGCCAUCAACACCGUCCAGCGUACCAGCGGUAGCGUAGUAGUGCUGUGCCAGGAGUCUACGCUGUACGCCAAGGCGCCGCAGCCCUUCACUCCACUGAGCUCCUUGUCCGAGUCGGCCCUCGGCCGCAUCGAGUUCAUCUAUGUGGAGGGCUGGACGGCGGUGCUGCGGGAGAUGAUGGGAUUUCACACGACUCGAGCAGUGCCGACGCUGUUGCUCGUUGACGACGACGGUUUCGAGGUGACGGUGGCGGCAGAUCGCCGCGGCAAGCGGUCUGGGCAGCACCCAGACGUCCUCGUCGAUACCGCCGCCGCCUCGUGUCUCUCCUAUUUGGAAAACCUUCAUGACUGGAUGACCCGCCACGAUCGCCCUUUCUUCUGUGUCCUCGUGACAAACCACCUUCCGGAACCCGCAACGCAGCUGCCGCUUCCCUACGCGACCUUUCCGCUCGUGAAUGUGUGGGUUGGCGCGUCGGCGACGGUGCAGAUCACCACAACCCAAGCCUGUGGCGCAGCAGAGGUGGUGUCCCCGCCUGCGUAUCUUACGUGGCAGAAUGGGCUGCGCAUGAGGGGCUGA
Messenger RNA from Leishmania mexicana MHOM/GT/2001/U1103, 729 nucleotides. RefSeq lists its product as hypothetical. Gene Ontology annotation, biological process: double-strand break repair via homologous recombination. Gene Ontology annotation, cellular component: Shu complex. The transcript has a single exon. Lineage: Eukaryota; Euglenozoa; Kinetoplastea; Trypanosomatida; Trypanosomatidae. The record is from RefSeq and is a predicted model, not a curated record. Bases 1 to 729 code for a protein of 242 amino acids. Gene Ontology annotation, molecular function: single-stranded DNA binding.